Messenger RNA from Vigna unguiculata (cowpea), 513 nucleotides. NCBI's taxonomy places the organism in Eukaryota, Viridiplantae, Streptophyta, Magnoliopsida, Fabales, Fabaceae. The record is from RefSeq and is a predicted model, not a curated record.
AUGGCCCACAAAUAUUGUUUUGAAGCAUUGGAUAGAACUUUGAAAGACAUAAUGAAAUGUGAUUUAGUGUUUGGAGGCAAAGUAAUAGUAUUUGGAGGAGAUUUUAGACAAAUUCUUCUCGUUGUUCCACAAGGUAGCAUAUCAGAUAUUGUUCAUGCAACAAUAAACUCAUCAUAUCUAUGGGAUCAUUGUCAGAUUAUGACUCUAACAAAAAACAUGAGACUCUUCCAAGAUGGAUUACAAAGGUCUACUGCUGAAGAAAUCGAACAAUUCUCAUCUUGGAUAAUUCAAAUUGAUGAUGGUACACUAAGUGAACCAAAUGAUGGUUUAGUUGAUAUAGAAAUUCCAUCUGACCUAUUAAUUCUAAACUAUAUUGAUCCUAUUGAAGCCAUAGUGUCUACCACAUAUCCAACCCUGAUGCAAAAAUACAAAGAUGAAACCUUCCUCAAAACCAGAGCAAUAUUGGCAAGUAGAAUUGAAACAGUUGAUGAAAUCAAUGACUAUGUCCUAUAA